GUAGCAUUAACGAGGACGAAUUUCUGAACUAGAAGAUAGUAAACUAAGUGGGGAUAAGUAAGUUGUAGUAGGCGCAAAGGAAAGCUGAUAACGUUCCUGUGAAAUUCUGUAGGAUCUGUCCUUCACUUAACACAAUGAAGAGCUCUAAACCAGCCCUGAAGAAGGCUGCUCAAGAGGAAUGUGGCGUUUGGCUGGACACCGCGCAACUGAAAGGAAAAGCUAAACAGAAACGACUCGCCCGGCCCAUUUCUAAACUGCUGAAUCCCUUUGCUAGAGGUGGAGGAUACAGUUUGGCUGUAGCACUCAACUUUACUCAGACUAAACUGGAAAUGCCAGCUACCAAACAGAGCUCUAUAUCAGCCUUCUUCACACCUCAGCGCAGAGUUCUCAAUAAGAUGUCUGCUCAUGAAGUGCCUAACAUGGAUCCAGUGCUGCCUUCUUCAUCAUCCUCUUCGUCCACAUGUGCCUUAACUGCACCCACAUCUGUACCAUCAGGGACAAAACGAGGACGUGAAAUAGAUCCUGACUUACAUAGCUCUGAGGUGGGUGUGGAUCCUGAGUGGAAAAGUGAAAAUGUGUCAGAUGCAGCAGUGUGGCAGGAGCAUGCAGCAAGGCAUGAAUUUGAAGAAGAGCAGUUUGAGGAGAUCAACCCACCACAGUGUAAGAGGAGGCUCACUGCAACGUCCUCGCUAGCAGGUGACAGUCAACCCCUUCCACAGGCCUGGAGUCAGGACCCACUGUUUACUUACAGCCAGUAUUCUGAAGGUGAAUUGUACCCGACUAACCAGAAAAACACCACAGCAAAGAACUUCAGUGACUCUGAGCCAAGUUUCUUUAACAGUCUGCACAGUGAGGAGGCCUUUGGUGUUCAUAUGGAUGUGGAGAUAAGAACCUCAACUCAAAAAUCCUUUAAACACUUUAAUUCUUCUCAGGUGGAUGAUGAGAAAGAAAACAGUAGAUUUGCGUCUUGUAAGUCACCAAGUAAGCACUCAAUUCUUUCUCACAUUGAACCUCUUUCAAAUCAUAAUUCGACAGAACCAAAAACUGCAUCACCUCGAAAACAUAUCCAAAUGCAACCGUGGAGAAAGGCUGAUAAAGAAGACUGCCAUGACUCACAGUUCAAAUGGAUAAAACAUAGUAGCUCUGCCGUAAAAAAAUCAGCACCGCAGCAGUCAUGCACAGCAGUUGAUGAGGACAGUCUUGCCAUGUUGUUCACCCAGGACUCUGAAGGCUUCAGGGUUAUAGCGCACAGAGGUCUGCAAGCCAGGAGUCCACUGAAAGAUCAGAGUAACAUAAUCCCCGGGAUGACAAGAACUCACGCUUACAAAUCUCUGGUGGAGGAGGACGAGGAAGAUGAGAUGCUCUUUACCCAAGACUCUCAGGGAAAUCUGGUCAUCAAACACUGACAGGAGCCUUUGAAACUCAGUAACAGGAGUGUUAUUACAGUUUGGAUGUGGGUAAUUAGGGUGUUGCCAUCUCUCACUUUUUACAUGACUUGAAAUCAGGUGUUUGUUUCCACGUGGACCUGACUGACUUACUUUAAGCUACUUUAAAACUGAAAAUAUAGAUGUUUUUUUCUGUGACUCUUACCUUUUUCAUGUGUAGAUCUUUUGUAUUUUCAUGGGGGGAAGUCAGGGAGAAGAAAGUCAUACAGUGUUUCCUUCCUGUUUUUGGUGUCUGAUGCUGAAAUGUCUUGCAAGGUGCAACUCACAUUUGCAACAACACCAACAAGCAAAAACUGAGGGUUUCGAUUUUAUUUGAAAAAUGAUACACAAUUAAAUCAGAUUGUUUUCAUGUAAAUUAAAAGUUUUGA
Chelmon rostratus (copperband butterflyfish) is the source of this 1813-nucleotide messenger RNA. RefSeq lists its product as uncharacterized. Gene Ontology annotation, cellular component: spindle pole; centrosome. Gene Ontology annotation, biological process: spindle organization. The coding region runs from base 135 to 1406 and encodes 423 amino acids. The transcript is spliced from 4 exons. The record is from RefSeq and is a predicted model, not a curated record. NCBI's taxonomy places the organism in Eukaryota, Metazoa, Chordata, Actinopteri, Chaetodontiformes, Chaetodontidae.